Molecule: messenger RNA, 1575 nt
Organism: Chaetomium strumarium
Lineage: Eukaryota; Fungi; Ascomycota; Sordariomycetes; Sordariales; Chaetomiaceae
Exons: 2
Coding region: 138-1493 (451 amino acids)
Source: RefSeq, a predicted model, not a curated record
CCCGCUUCAUGCGUAUGGACGUGGCGUGCCCAACUUGUGUUCAUGGGCGUCUUUUGGGCUUGCCAUCUUUCCCUCCUUCUCAAUGUAAAAGUGUCGGGCAUCUAGGCUCCUAGAGUACUCCACGAAGCAUUGACAAGAUGCCGAGAAUUGGACCGCGCCAUUCCGUAUCGGCUCCGACCCCGACCCACCUCGCCGGUCAGAUCAUGUGGCUGCCUUCGGUGAUGGACGUAGACGAAAGCGAUCGAGUCCAGAGUAUUCACCCAGAUGCAUACAACCAUCCGGUGGUGAUACUGUCUCCCGGGCUGAGAGCAGGGAAAGUCGAGAUCUUCAUACUGACUUCCUUGGACGACACAGAUCUUGCGGUCAAGUUCGCUCGCAAUAACCCGCGAAGAAGGCAAUACGUUCCCAUAUCCCCAUGCAACCCACAUCCCGAUAACCAGAGGCUCCUGUAUCUCGAUGAGGAAGCCACGCUGCCGAAGAUGACCUACGUGAACAUCGAAAAGCAUCACACCAUCACCUUUCAUGUCCUGCGCCCAUAUGAUCGUCGGGAUCACCACCACAGCAGCAGCAGUGUAUACAUUCUCACGCGGGGAUCCUACCAAGACCUGGUCGAGUACGCUAGCGUCGUGUCUGUUGUACCAGUACCUGUGCCAUCUCCGCUGCCAGUGGCAGUCGAAAAUCCCACUCCCGCUCUACAAUACCGACAACAACAACAACAAAAACAACAACAACAACAACAGACGGCAACGACACCACUCAUCCCAGUCCCAUCGCAGCCGGCGUCCUCGGAGUAUUUAGAUUAUGGUACAUGUGCGACUGCACCGCCAGCUCAGCCACCGACCACCGUUCGCACACAUACCGGUACUAGUAGUAAUGCGACACCUAACCUCCUACCCACUGGUCCCACUCGCACCGUCUACCAAGACCUCCCAAGCUACCACCACCACACCGACUAUCAGUACCCGCGUACCUACUCCGAGUGGAGCCAGGCGCAAACCGGAACAACACGUACUGGUACUGGCAGUACUAGUAGCAAUACUAGUACUACAGUCAACAGGCCCAGGCCCAAAGCCAGGGAGACAACACCAUUACUCCUCCCUCGGUAUCAUCCCCACCCCCACCCCCUCUCCCAGCCCACCUACCGCAGCAGUAGCAGGAGAUGGAACAGUCCAUUUAUUCGUGCAAGCAGUGGAGGAGGAACAGACGGGCCAACAACACCAACCCCUCGGAAAUACAUCCUGUGCGGCUUUGCCCUUGGGCUGCUGCUCCUGGGCGUGCAGGUGGGGUGGGUGCAUCGGGCCGAGGUGGCAAGGGCGUUGCUGGCGGCAGGGAAAUGGGUCGCUGUGAAUGCUUGGUGGUUGCUGAGGGGUAUUGCGGUGAUGUUGGGUCGGGGCGUGGCUUGGAUUGCAAGGAGUGUGUGGGGUGUGGUGGUGAAGGGUAAGGGUGGUGGUGCGGGGAUGCUGAUGCUUUGGCGGUGGGUGGGUGGUGGAUGACGGUUAGAGGGGGAUCUAUUAGGUUACUAGUAGUGCUAGUAUUAAAGGAGGCAUGUGAGGGAUGGUUGGAUUGUGGUACUGA